Messenger RNA from Salmo salar (Atlantic salmon), 1856 nucleotides. The record is from RefSeq and is a predicted model, not a curated record. NCBI's taxonomy places the organism in Eukaryota, Metazoa, Chordata, Actinopteri, Salmoniformes, Salmonidae.
GUGGAUGGUUACAUGAUGACGAUGCCAGACUGACAGCCUCUACGGGUUAACAGCUACAUACCACGCUACCUGUUGAACGCUCUAUACCACGUGAACACUUGUGCCGCUUUUUAAGCUCCUCUCUGCACCAUCCGACAGCCGCGCGUGAUUUCCAUGGGAACGUCGUCACGCAAAAUAAAAUGACCGGGUUUGCUUGGUCAGAGUGGGCUUGGUUGGUUGACAGUAAUCUUGCUAUGGCUGCAAAGGGACAAAGGAGGGCUGACCCUACUGAGCUGAAAGCAAUUUUUUUAAAGUAUGCCAGCAUCCAGAAAAACGAUGAGCACUACAUGUCUCCGGAGGACUUUGUGACUCGGUUCCUCCACGCACACACUGACAUCAGGCUGUCUGACGAGGCCACCUCAUUGCUGGCUGGGGUGGUGGACCAGAAGAAAGAUGGGUUGAUCUCCUUCCAGGAGUUUGUGGCUUUUGAGUCGGUCCUGUGUGCUCCAGAUGCUCUCUACAUGGUCGCCUUCCUGCUGUUCGACAAGACUGGCAAAGGAGCAGCCACCUACGAGGACGUGAAGCAGGUCUUCAGCCAAACCACAAACCAUCAGCACAUCCCCUUUAACUGGGACUCUGAGUUCAUGCGGCUGCACUUCGGCACGGAGAGGACCAAGCACCUCAGCUAUGGAGAGUUCACCCAGUUCCUCCUGGAGAUGCAGCUGGAGCAUGCACGGCAGGCCUUUGUUCAGAGGGACAAGGCCCACAGCGGCUCCAUCUCCGCCCUGGACUUCAGGGACAUCAUGGUCACCAUCCGGCCCCACAUGCUCACACCCUUUGUGGAGGAGAGCCUGGUGGCGGCGGCCGGGGGCAGUACAUCUCACCAGGUCAGUUUUUCCUACUUUAAUGGAUUCAACUCUCUCCUGAACAACAUGGAUGUCAUUAGGAAGAUCUACACCACACUGGCUGGGAGCAGUAGAGUCCUGGAAGUCACUAAAGAGGAGUUCAUCAUUGCGGCCCAGAGGUUUGGUCAGGUGACUCCGAUGGAGGUGGACAUCCUGUUCCAUCUGGCUGACUUGUCUGAGUCCCGGGGUGACCGUGUUGGUCUGGUGGACAUUGACAGGAUUGCUCCAGUAGAGGAAGGGGCCCUCCCAUACAACCUGGUGGAGGUCCAGAGACAGCUGACUGGUGGGGACCCGUCCCGCUCUGUUCUCAUCCAGGUAGCAGAGUCCGCUUACAGGUUUGGACUGGGUUCCAUCGCUGGCGCUUUGGGAGCCACAGCAGUGUACCCCAUAGACCUAGUGAAGACCAGGAUGCAGAACCAGAGGACCACAGGCUCCCUGGUGGAAGAGCUCAUGUACAAGAACAGCUUGGACUGCUUCAAGAAGGUGCUGCGUUACGAAGGCUUCUUCGGCCUCUAUAGAGGUCUGGUACCACAGCUACUGGGCGUGGCCCCGGAGAAAGCCAUAAAGCUGACAGUGAAUGACUUUAUCAGAGGGAAGAGCAGACAGAAGGAUGGAUCAAUCCCUGUACCUGCUGAGAUCCUGGCUGGUGCAUGUGCGGGUGGAUCUCAGGUGAUCUUUACCAACCCUCUGGAGAUCGUGAAGAUCCGGCUGCAGGUGGCUGGAGAGAUCACCACCGGCCCCCGCGUCAGCGCCAUAUCUGUCAUCAAGGACCUGGGCUUCUUUGGCCUCUAUAAGGGAGCCAAAGCCUGUUUCCUGCGAGACAUCCCCUUCUCAGCCAUCUACUUCCCCUGCUAUGCUCACGUCAAGACCUACAUGAGUGAUGAGGAUGGGAGGAUCGGACCGGGCAAGCUGCUGUUUUCAGGGGCCAUAGCAGGUAAGAUACCAUGCAACACUGUGGCUCAGAACCCUUAA